Symbiodinium sp. CCMP2456 is the source of this 3033-nucleotide messenger RNA. The record is from the annotation of a GenBank genome assembly. Lineage: Eukaryota; Dinophyceae; Suessiales; Symbiodiniaceae.
AUGCAGCGUGACUGGCUGGGGGAUCUAGAUGGACGACAGUCAGUCCCGGAUCGACAGCAGGUCAAGCGAUUGAUUCAAGGCGUCCCACAGCAAGCCACCGAGGCAUCUAUGUCCAGGAUUUCGGAUCUCAAGCAACAUUCCAGAGGUCAAGGAGGGCUAAUCAGCAGUGCCGUGGACAUGACGAGCGCCUGGGACUUCUGUGUGGCUACUCAUCGUCGAGAAGCGCUACGCAUCAUCAGCACAUCCCGUCCCGCGUUGGUGAUGCUAGGCUCCGACGGGGAAGGGACGCGAGAGGAGAGUUCGAAGCGGCAUAUGGCGUUCAUGGUGCAGCUCGCCAAACUCCAAAUGGAUGCUGGACGCGGCUUUAUCUUGGAGCCACCUACUUCGUCCAACGAACGGAGAACACCAGAUGCCCUACGCAUGCUGCAACAACAACCAGAAGUGUUUUCCCUCGACAUGGAGUACAGUGUCAACGAGACCCUAUGGACUCGGAAUCAAUACCUUGAUCGGUCCGGGUUCAGUCCUCACCAACGAGUGUUUGGAUCCAGCUUGAGGCCUCCCAUGCACCUAUUGUCCGACGAUGCCAUUGCCAAGGAGCUGCUGCAGAACCCCCAGACGGACGUCACGCAACGCACACUACAAAUCCGGGAGAUUGCGGCAAAGGAGUGGGUGAAAACUCAGGACCGCGAAGCCGACAGUCUACGAGGAUACCUCGUCAAGGCCUCUCGUGAACAAGUUCGUGGAGCCACGCGAGAGGAGCGACAAGGCGCCGAGAUAUCCCAGCUCAUUUCUCCCGAGAUGCUGGACAAGAUGGAGUCGGGAAAGCUCAAGAACUACACCGACAUUGAGAACGAAGGAGCGCCCGGAAACACCGAGACAACAGACAACAGCCGAGAAAGCCAGCUCGCCGAGAACAUCCUGGAGCCUAUCCCCGAGGAGCUCGACGAGCCGAUGCCGGAGCACGAAAUGAACAUCGCCGAGCCCGCGACGGAGAACCUCGAUCUAGUUGCGGACGCGAGCACUCGUGCACCAUCCAGGGCAUCGGGAGAGGGAACACCAGCAGUGAGCACACCAGCUCCGUCUCGACGGGCGAGCAUACAAGUCGACGAGGCCUCGGGUGGCACGAUGCCAUUCAACCCAGUUCGCAGGAACGAGAGCCAAGAACAUCGACCAAUGCCUUACCCGUUUUCGGCGACGCCACGACCAUGGCCGGCGCCGGAGACAAGGACUACGUUCCUGGAAAUGGCAGAAGACUCCCCGGACAACACGGAUGGUCGCAAGUACUGGCGGAACAAAGUACGAGACCGGUGGGAACCGGUCGCAGCUUCUCAAGAAACCUUUGUCGGCGAGCAAGGUGUAGUGACGUACAGCUACCACGACAAGCGCUUCUACCUGGCGAAGAAGAAGGAAUCGCCUGGACAGGUGCAGUUCAACAGGCUGAGCAAAGAUGAACAAGGCAAGUUUCAGAAAUCGAGAAACAAAGAAGUGGCCUCGUUGGUUGAGAGUGGGGCUAUCACCAUCCUGUCUCUCGAGGAAAGCCGAAAGUUCAGAGCUCAGAAUCCCGAUCAUGUGAUUCCUAGCCGAUAUGUAGAUCGGUACAAGCCCACGGAGGAGUUCUCUGUGCUGCCCGACAACUUCGAUGGACACAAGUUAUCCGCCAAGGAGGCGGAGAAGGUAGCACCAAAAUCAAGGUGGUGCGUCAUAGGCUGGCGCGACCCUCUCAUCAACGACAUCGAGCGGUCAGCUCCGACACCGUUGACUCAGUCAAUGUAUCAGUUCCUACAGCUGUCGGCGACGAGGAGGUGGCCGGGAACAGUCAAAGAUGCUCGUACAGCGUUUCUACAAGGCCGUCCCACCACAAGGGCUCAGAAGCUAGCGUGCACGAUGCCAUCGGAUGGCAUCUUCGAAGGGUGCCACCCCGAGCAGCUUAUCCUGUUGAACGGCGAAGUGUACGGCCUGCAACUUGGAUACCGCAUCAAUGCCUACGACAGGUGUGUUCUUACGCUGGACAGCAAGGAAGGCGACGAGCAUCCCAAGCAGACGCAAGGGAUCAUAGUCAUCGAGGUCGACGACUUGCUGGAGGCCGGUGGCAAAAGACACCAGACCUUGAUGCGGCAGCUCGAAGAGCGGUUCAAGUUUGGCAAAAUCGUCCGAUUGCAAGACCAUCCAGAAGGCACGUCAUAUGCCGGCCGGAGAAUAAUCCAGGACAGCGACUACGGGUACCGCUACUCGAUGCACGACUACAUCAAGCACAGGCUCAAGUUCGUGACGAUCAACCGGAAGGUGACGCAGAAAGCUGCAGACAAAACUCCGUGCACCCCAGAAGAGAUAUCUCAACUUCGGGGCGCUAUCGCCUCGAUCAAUUGGGUAGCUCGCGAGGGGAGGCCCGACGUAUCGGCAGCGGCCUCUAUCUAUGCCGGUUGUGUAGCAUCUCCCACAGUUGCUCAAGCAUGGGCCAUCAACGAUGUGAUCGGACACCUCAAGAAGCACGCCAUCACGCUGAGAGUGCACCCAAUAGUUGAAGAAGAAGUGAGACAUGUGCUCAUCUCCGACUCCGCCUUCGACAAGUCCGGAAAGGAGAAGUCUCAGCAUGGUUGGCUUCAAGGCAUGACUACUCCGCAGCUGAAUCAAGGACACGAAGCUCCUGUCUCCCUCAUUGCCUGGAAGUCGCGGAGAUUACGUCGGAAGGCUGGAAAUACGCUACUCUGUGAAAGCAUAUCACUCUCUACGGCGUUGUGGGCCAUGGAGAAACAAGUGGCUUUCUGGAAAAGCAUUUGCAACAGCCACUUCAAUCCACGCGACAUGGCAGUGGACAUUGAGGUAGAGCUCGGACUGCGAGGAUCGGCAACAGUAGUGGCCGAGGAAAGCAACGAGUACAAGGAUCCCGAAGUCAUCGCCAUUGCGGACGCAAAGAGUCUGUUCGACACGGUCAAGAAUGAGCAAGCACAAGGUGAAUAUGAUCGCUCGGCACUAGAAGUCGAAUCCGGUGGGUACCCCAUAACUAACUUUAAUCCGGCUGACGCUCUCACCAAG